AUGCCCUACCUCCAACCAGACCCAGACCCCGAACCCACCAGCCAACCAACCAACGCCUUCGACCAACUAGUCCAAGAUCUAAGUGCAGCCCUGGGUCCGAGCUCGGGUCUGGACUCCGACGAUGUCGACCCGCUCAACAUCCAGCGUCUAAUGGACCAGUAUACCUCCAACCCGGAAGAAUGGCAGCCGUUCGCGCUGUCCGAUCUCAGCAAAUCCUACACGAGGAAUCUGAUCGACGAAGGCAACGGCAAAAGCAAUCUGCUUAUCCUAGUAUGGAGUCCUGGGAAAGGAAGCGCGAUCCAUGAUCAUGCGAAUGCGCAUUGUGUUAUGAAGGUAUUCCUUUACCCUUUCUUGCUUGUUUCUCGCUCGUCGUCUUGGCCAAGGGAAGGUUGGUGGGGGUGUGUUGGGCUAAUCCAAGCGCACUAG
Messenger RNA from Aspergillus oryzae RIB40, 426 nucleotides. Its product is annotated as putative cysteine dioxygenase Cdo1. Gene Ontology annotation, molecular function: cysteine dioxygenase activity; ferrous iron binding. The coding region runs from base 1 to 426 and encodes 141 amino acids. The record is from RefSeq and is a predicted model, not a curated record. The transcript has 2 exons. Lineage: Eukaryota; Fungi; Ascomycota; Eurotiomycetes; Eurotiales; Aspergillaceae. Gene Ontology annotation, biological process: L-cysteine catabolic process.